Messenger RNA from Colletotrichum godetiae, 1341 nucleotides. RefSeq lists its product as uncharacterized. Lineage: Eukaryota; Fungi; Ascomycota; Sordariomycetes; Glomerellales; Glomerellaceae. Bases 1 to 849 code for a protein of 282 amino acids. The record is from RefSeq and is a predicted model, not a curated record. The transcript is spliced from 3 exons.
AUGCCGCGUGCCGCAUGCGUGCUUGAUCCGGUUUUCUUCCGGCCUGAACUACGGACGAUAUCCCGGCUUCUUGAGCCCGUCACGGCACGGGAAUUGAGUGGCUUUGCGGAAGAAACGUCUGUCGUAUGCAAGAGAGAUUCCGGUUCUGCGGGCUGCGAAUGCUCUGCAAAUGCCUAUGAAUACGGGUUCAAUACGGAAGAGGGAUCCCAAGAGCAAAGUCCAGAAAUUCCCUUGCUGGCGUUAUGUCGAUUCUUUGGUGUUCGUUGCAAGCCAAUAAAGACACAUCGAAAACAGUAUACGAAUAUCUUUAGCCAUGAAUACGUUAGCUCUGGCUCGGGUCUACCUCACAACAUCUACGGAGUACUCGUUGCGUCUAUGUCUGACUUGGAGACACAACAACUUCACGAUUCAUGCGAGCUGCACAAUUUCGUCCACGGGGGGCCAAGCAAACGGACGCCUUCAGAGGCAGACAGCGACAAUCUUUUCUUCCCCACCCCCUUUGGAAAUUUUGAAGAGGGGCAUUCGUCUCUCUCUCUCUCUCUCUCUCUCUCUCUCUCCAUCCCUGCGGACCUGCCGCCAGCUUCCGCGGCCAAUCAGCAAGCUGUUCCUGGCACUUUUACCUUUGCGGCGGCGAUCGUGCGCUCCUUGCCUCUGCAGGUUGGAUCACAUUUCACCAUCCAGAUUGUGAGCUCAGCUGGCUUCAACGGCUGUCACUCCAAAGAGAGUGGCCCUCGUUCUUCGCUCUGGACGAAGCGCGGCAUGAACGCGGAGCCUGCGCGAAGGCCAUGCGGAGACGCUGGAGGGCUCCAUUCAUCCUCGGAUUGGAAUGGCGCCGGCUUCAAAAAAUAGUAUCUGAUCAUUCUGAUGUUGGAAAAGAAAGCAUUUAACACUAUCCGUACAAGACGCACAGUGUCGGGGACUUCUGAAAUGCUGGGCCCUGGCGCAUCCUUGCACCAGAUACCUAUUGGCAUCAGAUCCCGGCCAAAGCUAGGGCUUCACAAGUUGAUACUUGUAUGAAAGUUGGAUCGUCGGGGCUGCCGGUGCUGUUGACGAGUCGAUAACUGCUUAUUCGUACGGAAACGGGUCAGCCCAACGGUCAGUGAUACUUUCCGACAUAAAGAUGGGCAGACUCAGCUGUGAAGGUGCAAUUUCUCAGGCGAGUCCACCCUGAAUCCCAGCCGAAUGGUUGUCGGCUGUUCGAUCAGGAAAGCUACUGAUCCAGCGGGUGGGAUCGCAGCCCUAGAUUACUAACGGAUCCAACUCUUUGAGAUUGAGGAAACAAAUACUUACUUUCUUGGCAGCAAUCAGUGAAAUUUGUCCUUCAGCAACAAUUCAUCAGAG